AUGGCGUCCCCGCCGCCCUUCGUCUUUCCCUCUUCCCUCCACGACCUGGAAGAGGAGCCCGACGGCGGCGAGCGCCGGCUCUGCGUUGCAACUGGGACGGAUCUUUCUUCUCUGCGCGCGGCAGAUCUCGAAGAAUUUGUCAAAGGUGCGGCUCCACACGGCGAAGCCAUUCUCUCCUUCCCUCUCGUUCUGUAUUGUGUGUCUGCGUGUGAUUGAUGUGUAUUUGCUGUGCAGGUCUGGCCUUCGACCUGUCGGACAAAGAGAUCUUCUGCGUGGAGGAGCAGGGAGUGUUCGACCGUCUAUACUCCGUCGUCAAGGGCUUCGCCCGGCUCCCUCCGGGCUGCAAAAGCCUCCUAGUCGACACUCUCCGUUCCAAUCUAUCUGUGCUCCUCCCCAGCAUUGGUUCCCUUUCUCGCUCCUGCACCUCAUCUCCGCGGCCUGCAGUGGGCUCGACCUCCCCUCUCUCCUCUCAGUCUCCUGUUUCUAAUGGCGUAUAUGGAUGUGGCCCCUCAUCCCCAGCCGAGCGCAUUGCUUCCCACCGCAAUGCCCUCAUGAUCUACACGUUCUUCCUCUUCACGAUCAUCCUCUCCGAGGAAUCAGAAUCCUCCGCUCAGGAACACGGGAACGCCGGAGGUGGGGGCAUUUUUAAGGUCAGGGUUUUAUUUGAUUUCCUUUUGUCACUUCUUUCUCGGCUCUAGUGGGUGAAACUUCUGUUCUCCAUAUUUUAUGUUUAUUCGCCGUUCUUUAUGCGUCUAGUUGGGAGCGCAAGGGCGGAGGAAGAACGCCGCUGCCUCAGCGUGGAACCUGGGGUCCCAGCGGGGUCGCGUGGUGAAUGCUAUUGCGAACUCGUUGGACAUCAACCUCCAGGUGCUCUUUGGGUCCAUUGAUCCUGAUGAGAAGUACCUGUCAUUCGUGUCCAAGUGAGCUACUCGUGACGUUUUUUUUUUUACCUCUUUUUCUCCACCAACUGUUCUUCAUCUUGAUAAAGCCCUUCGCAUAUAAUAUAGGUCUGCGUUCCUAAUGUUUGAGAAUUCUGUCUUUCUGAAAGACGAUGACACAAGGGAUGGCCUCUGCCGCAUAACUGGCUCUAUUUCUACCAAGUACCACCGGAUUGCAGAGUCGUGUGCAUCGGUAUUGAACCUAAUAUACAGGUUUGACUUCUCCGUGUCACCAUUAGUCAGUGCAGUGGCUUCUGCCGAGAAGAAGUACGGGGAUGGGAGUCUGGCGGUCGCCCUCAUUAGGGAGAUUGGACUAACAGAUCCGAAGGACUAUGUCAGGGAUGCUACAGGAUCUGAGAACAUAGGAAGGUUUCUUGUGGAGUUGGCUGACCAAUCUCCUAAGAUAAUGUCCACAAACAUUGGCAUCUUAAUUCCUCACUUUGGAGGAGAGUCUUACAAGAUAAGAAAUGCUCUGCUUGGGGUCUUGGGAAAGUUAGUCACGAGGGCAUUUAAGGACAAUGAUGGAGAUGUGAGCUCCAAGUCUCUGCGACUACGUGGGAAGCAGGCUAUGUUGAAUAUACUCCUCGAAAGGUGUAGGGAUGUCUCGGCCUAUACAAGAAGCCGGGCCCUUCAGGUUUGGGCCGAUCUAUGUGAAGAACAUGCUGUAUCGAUUGGUCUGUGGAACGAAGUUGCAUCUGUAGCUUCUGGGAGGUUGGAGGACAAGAGCGCAAUUGUCAGGAAAUCUGCAUUGAAUUUGCUUAUUACAAUGUUGCAACAUAACCCAUUCGGUCCACAGCUUCGUAUUGCAGCUUUUGAGGCAACGUUGCAGAAGUACAAGGAUAUAUUAUGUGUGAUGGAGUCUAGUGGCCUUUCUCAGAGUGUUAUAGAUGGUAACACUAUUCAAAAAGAGAGUCUGGAUGAUGAGCAGCGUGAUAAUUUGAAUGAUAAGAUUACAGCUUUUUCCGUACAAGGAGAAAAGGGAGAUACAUCAAUGCCUGUUGGUGAUUUGGAACAGACGAGGGCGUUGGUUGCAUCUCUUGAGGCGGGUUUGCUCUUUUCAAGGUGCAUUAGUUCUACAAUGAACACCCUGAUCCAACUUUUGGCUUCAGCUUCUGUAACUGAUGUAGAUAAUACAAUCCUUUUGCUAAUGAGGUGCAAGCAAUUCCAAAUUGAUGGAUCCGAAGCAUGCCUGCGCAAGAUGUUGCCCUUGGUAAAUGCUUACGAACUGUUUCAUACUCUCAUCUUUACUGGUUAUAGUUUACGGGGACUAUGUAUCCUAUUACCCGUCAGUGCAUUAAUUUUAUACAUCUACAGGUUUUUUCGCAGGAGAAGUCUAUAUAUGAAGCCGUGGAAAAUGCUUUUAUCACGAUUUAUCUACGGAAAAGCCCAUCAGAAACGGCUCUUAAUCUUUUGAAUCUUGCAAUAGACUCUAAUAUUGGAGAUCUCGCGGCUUUGGAGUUCAUUAUUAGUUCUCUUGUGUCUAAAGGAGAAAUAUCUAUGAGCACGGUAUUCAGAUCUAUCUUCUUUACAGGAAGUUUCCAUUUGAGCAUUUCUCGUUGGUUCAGUUCAACUCAGGCGGUUGUGAAAGUUUAAUCCCAGUAAAAAUGAUUAAAAUAUUUCUAACACUUGAGAAAUUGCAAGGAAAAUUCUACGUGUCGGGUCAUGGAUGAAAAGAUCAUUGCUGGCCCAAGUUAUUGGGAAUUUGUGUUGGAUUGUGUGGGAGGUUGGCGGAGGAUUUGGGCAGCACGUAAUGCAUGCUGUCACUUCAAGCUCCACCUCUUGGUAGCAAGCUUUCCCAGCCACCAUUUUACUAGAAUACACUGAUUUCCUGCUUUAGACGCCACCUAUUUAAAACGCUGCAUAGCCUCAUCUAGCCCCUCUGGCUAUUUAUGAGGUUCUUUACCUGUAAUUUAGUUACGGCCUCUUCUUUAUUUAAUUCAAAUUUACUACAGCUGAAUCGCCCUCUUCAAUUCCGUGUACAUAAUUGCUGUGCAGAUGCCAAUGGCCGCCUUCAUCAUUUACGUUGGAUCAUUCGUUAGUAGAUUUUGGCUAGGAUAUUCUGUGAUUUUAAGUAAAAUACUUCUUUACAUGGGGUUUUUCUAAAGUUCUAUUUAUUGAACUUUUAUGAGCGAGCAUGACUAAUAGUAUCGUAGUGCCCCAUUCCUCAUCAUGGCUUCCAAUUUAGGAUUUUUGCAUAUUCCCCAGGCUAUGAUGAAAUAUCUGUCUCAUAUUAGUUUUUGAAAACUGUUCUCGAAAAGUUAUUUUCUCUGCUGCUCAUACGGAAAGAAUUACAUUGAAUGCCUUCUGCCAGAAGAAACAUUUUUGUUCUGAACAGAUUGUACAUUCUCUGAUUCUCUUCUUCUUUAUUUGGGUUUAUCACGCUUUCAAUACAAAUAUCUUCCUCUUCAGCAUGUUAGUUGUCAUUACUUAGCUUCUAUAACUCUUCAUCUUUGUGAUCAAAUUCUGCGAAAUUAACUUUUAAAGUGUGUAAAGCAUUCAGAGUGCUCUCUCUCUCUCUCUCUCUCUCUCUCUCCUCUCCCCCAGUCCACUUGUGAAUCGUCUACUGUGAGGUCCACAGGCGAAACUAGACCGAUUCGGGUCAAUAUUAUUUUGGAGCUCAAAUCUGGAUACUUUCUUCCUCCUAAAUGUUUUUAAAUAAAUCAGAUGGAUCUAUCUCCGGCCCAAGAACAAUGAAACGGCUAUAUAACUAUUUUUUUAUCUUGAAUGCUCAAGAUUUUUUUUACUUGCUUGAAUGCUGAGAACAUUUACUUUACACAUUUUUUUAUUACCAUAAUAAUAAAAUUUUCACUCCUAUCAUCAAGACAUACUAGAAAGCAUAUUCUAGUGAAUUAAAUGAAGGAGCACUAUCAUUGUCUUCCGCAGUAUUUUCAUUUACACUAACCUGAAUAAAGAAAUUAUCAAUAUCAUUAGCCAAUAUGUAUCCCUUGUUUGAAGACGAUGAGAAUGUUUCUUUGUAUUUAGUGAAAGCUUCAAUGAGGAAUAAUGUCUUUCAAAAUAUUCUAUUGUUUUACUGUCACAUGGAGAAAGCAAGGUUUGUGAUCUGUUGAUGGGGAAAAAAGAAAAAAAAUCUAAAGACAUGAAGAGUCCAGGGGAUUGGAUAUGUAUCCCUUGUUUGGAGAUAAAUUAUCAUUAGUCUAACAUUCAUAUCUUUCCCUUGUUUGGAGACGAUGAUAGUAUUUCUUUGUAUUUGAUGAGAGCUUCUGCGAGGAAUAAUGUUUUUCAAAAGAUUCUUUUUUGCUUCUGUCCAAUAACGAAAGCAUGGUUUGCGAUCUGAUGAUGGAAAAAAAAAGAAAAAAAUCUAUAGACAUGUAGAAUCGAAAGGAUCAGAUAUGUCAGGGGAUUUUCCGUCUAACAUAUGGAACUUAUGUAACUUAUCCUUGGCAUGUAGUGUACUAUGAGCCCAUGUGAAACUACAAAUAUAGUCUGUUUCCUUUUAAUUUCAUGGUGAGCGAAUUGCUUGUUUCAGGGAGUGACUUAAUUUUUUUACUGUCCCGACUGCUUGAUAAACUAUUUAACUUCACCAUGUGAUCUGAUUAUUCAUAAUUCUGAACAUAUUUUUCUUUGACAUCAUGCCAACAUCUGGUCAAUUUUUUGAGGUACACGGAUUUAUUUAUUUAUUUUCACGUACGAUUUCGCUGAUGGUGGAGUUAAACAAAUCACCAAAUGCCCACAUGAGUGUCGCCUCUAUGAUAAUCUGUGAAUGUUUUUUGUCCUUCAGGUAUCAGCUUUAUGGGACAUCUUCAGCUUUAACAUCAAUGGGGUGACAGCUGUGCAAUGCCGUGGUGCUCUUUUACUUCUCUGCAUGGCUGCGAAAUCAUCUCCUGGGAUUCUAAGUUCUCAUUUGCAGGAUGUCAUCGACAUUGGUUUUGGGCGUUGGGCAAAGGAGGAACCUUUACUUGCGAGAACAGCUUGUGUGGCACUUGAAAGAUUGUCUAGGGAAGACAAGGAGAAAUUGACAAAUAGCAGCAGUAGCAGAAUCUUUGGUAUUCUACAGGGUUUAAUUACUGGUUUUGUGCUUCCAGAAAACAUUUGGUAUGCUGCUGCUGAUAAAGCUAUAAGUGUUCUGUACUAUAUUCACCCAGCACCUGAAAUGUUUGCUGCAGAUUUGGUGAAAUCAUCCCUCAGUUCACUGUUCUGUUGUCAUGAAAGUAAUAUGGGGUCUGAUAAUUCUGAUCAUGGUGAUUCCAAGUUAUUUUAUAAUGUCUCGGCGUCAAAGCUAAGCAGAUGUCUAUUCAUCAUAAGUCAUGUAGCACUGAAUCAAUUGCUUUACAUUGAAUCUUGUAUUCGAAAAAUCCAAAAGCAGAAAGCGGACAGAGAAAAAAUAAUGAAAAGCGAGUCUAUUGAAGGCGACAAUGGAGCAUCUACAGAGGCAAAUACCAAAGUCGUAACAUCUCUUUUAUGGUGCUUUGUUGCCAUCUAUAUUUGCUUUUAUUUUGUUGUAAAGUGAUUUAUUUCCUUGUACCGCACGUCCCCUUUGUGUUUUAUGAUACUCAUAGGAACCUAAAAAAUACAGUAUCCUAAUGAUAAUUUAAUGGAAUAUUCCCUAAUAUAUUCGUUUUUUUUUUCUCUAGCUUUGAAGUGCGUAAGCCAGUAUUUAUGUAAUCACAGUGAAUGGUUGGCUUCCUUCAGACGUUUGUGUCAUUGGACUACACUGCUUGCCACAGUUGGAAUAAGUUUUCGUCUUUACAGUUUAUUGAUUGACAAAAUUUUGACGUUACAUUGCUUCCAAGUCACCAACGAAUUUUUGAAGUAAUGUUUUUUAUAAACGCAUUGUUUAUAAAAUUGAAUAAAACGUAUUCUUUUCUGUAGUUUUCCAUACAUUGUAUGAUCUCAUUUUCAUGUUAUUUGAUGAUGUCAUAUUAUUAUAUUCCUUGCAACUGUAUUCUUUUUUUACACGACAUAAAAAUGGUAUUUCCUCAUUUAUGUUCUGCUACACAGGGUGGGAUAAAUGCUGAAUUGGGUCUUGCUUCUUCUCAAGAUGUGAUGAUUGAUGGACUUUCUGAAAGAGCCGAGAAAGAAAUCAUCUCAGGUGCUCAUCAUGAAAAGAACCUAAUCGGGAACUGCGGACCUUUUAUUUCAAAACUUUGCAGGAAUUAUAAUUUAAUGCAUAAGGUAAAUAUUCUUAAUAAUUUUUUCCUUUGCUACCUUGUGCUUCACCCUGCUGUGGUAUUUUGAUUAUUUUCAUCCAACGUGACUCUAGGACUUACCCCUCUGUCUUGCGUUUUCUAGUAUCCCCAACUACAGGCUUCGGCAAUGCUUGCUUUAUGCAGGUUAAUGAUUAUUGAUGCCGACUUUUGGUAAGUGCCUGCUGUUUUUUCUUGGUCAAAUAGGCUCUCUAUCAAUGUAUAACCAUUAACAAACCAUAAUUUAUUGAGGUUUCAGUGAGUCAAAUCUUCAGUUACUGUUCACCGUCGUUGAGGGUGCCCCAUCCGAAACAGUCCGUUCCAAUUGCACCGUGGCUCUUGGGGACCUUGCAGCUCGCUUUCCCAAUCUUCUGGAGCCAUGGACGGAAAACAUGUAUGCUAGACUUCGAGAUCCUUCAGAUUCUGUCAGGAAAAAUGCAGUUCUGGUGCUUUCUCAUCUCAUAUUAAACGACAUGAUGAAGGUCUGGUAGAUAUUAUGCUUUACCAUCUAAUCUUCUCCGUAUGUGAUUUACGUACUGAAUUUGCUGCGACAUUUGUGACAGGUGAAAGGGUAUAUAAAUGAGAUGGCUAUGAAGUUAGAAGAUGAAAAUGAAAGGAUUUCAAGUCUUUGCAAACUUUUCUUCCAUCAGUUGUCAAAGAAAGGUACUCUUAUUUUUGGUCUCGGUACUACUUUUCUACCUGUUGCUCAUACUGCUGGUGUACUUUUCAUUUUCAGGGAGCAAUCCAAUCUAUAAUUUACUUCCGGAUAUUCUUGGAAGAUUAUCAAGGGAAAAUCUGAAAGCUGAGAAGUUUCGAAGCAUCAUGCAGUUUUUAAUAAACUCCAUAAAAAAGGUAAAAUGGUAGCACAUCUACUGAGCGGGUGGGAGUUAUUAUCUCGUGGUUUCCUGCUAUCUAAAAUUUGAGUUACGUUCAGGACAAGCAAAUGGAAGCUCUUAUUGAGAAGCUAUGCAACCGUUUCAGUGGAGUUAAUGGUAUACUUUAUCAUGUAAAAGAUUUCUUCUGUUUAUCUACUUUGGUCACGUGGUAAAUCUAUCACGUGAGUUUUGCACGAGUCCUUGUCUGAUCCACACUGCCGUAAUUUUUUGUUCAAAUAUUGUCUUGCUAUGGACACGAAGUUAGGAAAUCUAAUUUUCAAGAUAAAAUCAUUCAUCUUUUCCUCCUCUCAAUAGUUCUUAGUCAUUUCAAAUAUAAUACUAUAUUUUAGGUGGGAGUGUCAUCUGGGAAGUUUGAUGUGCCCAUGGUUGGUGGCAACUACCUUCCAAAUAUGCACACAUUUUGAUCAUAUUUUCAUUCACGCUUUAUUCUAGUGUUUCAGAGCAUUUAAUUUGAUUGUCAUUUAGAAGUUGUCGUUUCCAAGAUCUUGUUUACGGAUGCAGUGACAAAAAAUCUCAGUUGCUUAUCUGCGGCAAUUUCAGUACAUGUUGAACUAUAUACUAUGGUAUUUAGCUCCUUCUAGAUGAAUUUCUUUCGCUGAAACAAUAGUUUUUUUUCACUUUUCUGAUACAGAUGUCCGACAGUGGGAGUAUAUUGCAUAUUGUCUUUCUCAGCUGACAUUUACUGAAAGGGGGUUUAAGAAGCUCAUGGAGUCUUUGAAAACCUAUGAACAUGCUUUAUGUGAGGAUUCUGUGAUAGAGUAUUUCAGGAACAUAAUCAGCAAGGUCGUAAAUAUCUUUAUUUUUUCAGUACGAUUUUUUCAAUUUUACUUCCUGGGAACAAUAAUUAAUAGUUUUCCUGUAUGUAACCUCAUAUCAGGGGAAGAAAUUUGCAAAGGUAGAGCUCAAGUCCUGCAUAGAAGAAUUUGAGCAAAAGCUAAAUCAGGUUCAUAUUAAUAGAAAAGAACAGGAGAAGACUACCCAAAAUGCACUAGUAUACCAGCAGCAAAUUGAUGGUAUCAAGGGCUUGGUUUUCUCCAAGGAACGCACUGAUGAUGAAUCCAAUGAUGCUGAUGGUAAGGCAUUUGUUCAAUUUCUUUGCUGGCAGGUUUAUGCUGCCUUUUUUGGAUAGAACUGUGGUUCUCGUAUUGUCUUUUGAGUUACAUAACUGUAUAGUUUUUCUCGGGCACCCUAAAGUGCACAACAUAUAGGAUCUAAGGCAUAAAUCGAUUAUUAAAGGUACUGCAACUUAUGUAUUGCAUCAGUUAUUCUUUUAUUUAUCUUUGAGCUCAAUGUCUUACAAUGAUGAAUUUGAAACAAAUAUUUAGUGACAUCAUACUGCUCUUCAGCGAACAAAAUAUAGACGAUGAAUAUGCAACUUUUAAAGGAUUGUGCACUGAUUUUUUAAUCUUUUUUAAGCAGCAAUCACGUUUUUCUGUUAAUCAGAGGAUAUCUGGAUCUAUGCUUCCAACAUUGAAAACUAUUACAUAAAUGGAAGGAAAGGGUUGGAUACUGCUUCGCAAACAGAUUCGUUUCUAUUUUGAAUCUUUGUGCGCGUGAGUUCUUCAUCAGUAUCACUGAAGUAAACAUAUUUGAUAAAAAAAUGACGCAAACAUCAUAUAGAUAGAUGUAUCAUAAUUUUCAUUUAACCUCUAAAGAAAAGACGGAUUCAGGUGGGCACUUGGCUUCUAAACAGCCGUGUAUAGAUUCAAUAUCGUGUGUAUUGACUGGCACAGGAAAUUCUCCUUUCCCUGUGCCAAGAUGGGUUGUCCUCUGGCAAUCUCCUUUUCAUCCUCGCUCAAGAUGGGCUCUCUUUCCCAUGAGGCUCAGCCUGCAUCUGACCAACAGCUGACAGCUGAGAGAUGAUUACACUUCCGAUCAUUGAUUCCAUUGAAAUAUGCAAAUUUGAUUCAACAACUGUCAGAGCUUGUUUUCCAGGUUGUCUCAUCUUCUUUGGUCUUUGGUGGGUGCUCUGCUUGAUGGGUUCUGCAGAGGCUAAGUGAUGCCCAUCAAUAGUCCUCGCUAGACAGUUUAUGACAUAUACGACGAGCAUGCCACCAGCGUUCUUCAAGAAACCAGACAUCUGUUCAUGCCCAUCAAAUGCUUGUUCAUUUGCUUGUUGAUUCGCUUGCAGGCGGAUACGGCGAUGCCAUGGAGCCAAGUGAAGAUAGAACGGAGGAGGCUGCUGCUGCUCGCCGUUCGUGCCAAGAGAAAGAAGCCAAGUCAGAAGACGACAGCGGCAUCUCCAGUGUAGCGGAUGAUCGCAGUGAGUGGUCUAAGAGAAUUACCUUCCUCUGCCCCGCAGUAAGAUGUCGUCCUUCCAUGCCCAUCAACUGUUGAUUCAUUUGCUCAUGAGUGCUUGCAGGCGGAUACAGCGAUGGCCUGGAGCCAAGUGAAGAUAUACCGGAGGAGGCUGCUGCUGCUGCUCGCCGUUCAGAAGAAGAUAGCGGCAACUCCAAUGUAGCGGAUAAUCACAGUGAGUACUACAAGAUUAGUAGUAGCUGGCCUCUGGCACACAGUAACAAGUGUUCUUCGACGUGAGUGGUGCUUCGUGGUGGUUGCUAG
Messenger RNA from Spirodela intermedia, 9540 nucleotides. The record is from the annotation of a GenBank genome assembly. NCBI's taxonomy places the organism in Eukaryota, Viridiplantae, Streptophyta, Magnoliopsida, Alismatales, Araceae.